Molecule: messenger RNA, 537 nt
Organism: Iphiclides podalirius (scarce swallowtail)
Lineage: Eukaryota; Metazoa; Arthropoda; Insecta; Lepidoptera; Papilionidae
Source: the annotation of a GenBank genome assembly
AUGGUGAUCGAGCAAGUGUCAAUGGAAAUCGCCGUGGGCAUGCACGGCCACGUGCCGAAGAGUAGGUUUCUAGGAGUGAACGCACCUCUACGUCACCGCGCUCGCUUGGCGCGGAAUACUAAUGGCGCGCAUCGCAGACUGCUCGGCAGCGGGGGCACAGCUGGCCCCGAGAAAUUGGUCCUCCGAACCGGAUCGGCCGACCUCCGCGCGGCCUUAGCGGCGAAUCUGUCCGGCCGCUCUCACUUCCUAGUUUCAUCAGGGAUGUACUCGUUUACGAACGGCAAAGGCUUAUGGGAGAGCACUAUCGUUCAACAUCAGUCGAACCGUCUGAACGCUCUCCGGCGCACUCGAUUGACGAAACGCAUGAGUGAGAACACUUUUACUCCCCCCCCCCCCCCAGCUCGACAUUGGUCGCAUUCGGUGACAUUGACACGGAAACGUCACGCAAGGCGGCCGGGGCACAGCUGGCGUGACGCUCCGAAGCGGCUCCGUCAAUUGGGCGGGCCGGAGCCGCGAUGGCCGCCCGGGCCCCGCCAA